GUGGCGCCGCUCGGUCCCGCCCGCGGCAGCAGGGUUUGGUUGAGCGCUGUUUGUGCGCUCGGGGCCGCGCCGGGAGCGACCGGAGGAGAGCCGAGGGAUCGGUGCCUUCCCAGCUCUCCAGUGGGUCCGGCAGCACUGGGGCCAUGACGAGCCGCGGGGCCGCCAGGCCCAACGGGCAGUCCCAGGCCAGUAAGAUCUGCCAGUUCAAACUGGUGCUGCUGGGAGAGUCGGCCGUGGGCAAGUCCAGCCUCGUGCUGCGCUUCGUGAAGGGGCAGUUCCACGAGUACCAGGAGAGCACCAUCGGGGCGGCGUUCCUGACCCAGUCCGUGUGCCUGGACGACACGACGGUGAAGUUCGAGAUCUGGGACACGGCGGGGCAGGAGCGGUACCACAGCCUGGCCCCCAUGUACUACCGGGGCGCCCAGGCCGCCAUCGUGGUCUACGACAUCACCAACCAGGAAACGUUCGCGCGGGCGAAGACAUGGGUGAAGGAGCUGCAGAGACAAGCCAGCCCCAGCAUCGUCAUCGCCCUGGCCGGCAACAAGGCUGACCUGGCCAGCAAACGCAUGGUGGAGUAUGAGGAGGCGCAGGCGUACGCGGACGACAACAGCCUGUUGUUCAUGGAGACGUCGGCCAAGACUGCCAUGAAUGUGAACGACCUCUUCUUGGCCAUCGCCAAGAAGCUGCCAAAGAACGAGCCCCAGAGCACGAGCGGCGCCGGGGGCCGGAGCCGGGGCGUGGACCUGCACGAGCAGAGCCAGCAGAACAGGAGCCAGUGCUGUAGCAACUGAGCCAAGACCCCACCUCCAUCCCCGUCCACGCCGCACCUCCACCCCGGCACCGAGACCCCCGAACCAGGACCCUCCCAGAGCUCCUCUAACUGCACUUUUUAAUGCUUCGAAGCCACCACUCGGCACCCGAUCCCACCUGGCACCCGAUCCCACCUGGCACCUGAUCCCACCGGCUCCCGAUCCCAACACCCCACCCACCACCCCGGAGGCAGCGGAGCCAGAUCAGCUGGGACUUAACUUCUGAGAAACAACGAACUCUUCUUCACUUUGUAUUAUAGGUGCAAAUAGCGCCCUAACGCUCGGAUUCCUCCCUCCAUCUCCCCCUCUCCCCCUCCCUCUCUGCUUUGGGAAAUCUGGGUUCCCCAAACUGCCCCCUCCUGCCCCCACCCCGUGGGGGGGGUCCCGGGGGGCGGCAGCUCCGAACCGGCCGGAACCAGAGCCCUCCGGAGCCGACGGGGCUUUUCCAGAGGGUCUGGCACGGAUUUCUCCGGAGUUUUAUUAUUUUCUCCCCCCUCCUCUCUCCCGUUGGGCUGUCGGGGAGAGGGAAGCUGCAGUGUCCUUCAUUUCUUCCGAGGUGGCCUUUUUGAUGGAAGAUUGGAAGUGCCUGGGGACUUUUUUUGGGAGGGGGGCAGUGGGUUCCUGCCGGACCCCGAGCGCUGCAGGCGACCCCUCCCCAGCGCCCGCCCUCACUCCGCUGUGUUAUGGCUCUGUGGGCACGUCCCCACGGUCACCCCAGCUGUGGCCACCCCUCAGUGGUGUCCCCACAGUCACCCCAGCUGUGGCCACCCCUCAGUGGUGUCCCCACGGUCACCCCAGCUGUGGCCACCCCUCAGUGGUGUCCCCACAGUCACCCCAGCUGUGGCCACCCCUCAGUGGUGUCCCCACGGUCACCCCAGCUGUGACCACCCCUCAGUGGUGUCCCCACAGUCACCCCAGCUGUGACCACCCCUCAGUGGUGUCCCCAUGGUCACCCCAGCUGUGACCACCCCUCAGUGGUGUCCCCAUGGUCACCCCAGCUGUGACCACCCCUCAGUGGUGUCCCCACGGUCACCCCAGCUGUGGCCACCAUGUCCCCCUGGUGAUCCCGGCUGUGGUGGCCCCCCCAGGUGCCCGCAGUGAUCCCACCCCAUGGGUGACAUCCCCCCAGUGAUGCUGGUGGCCACCCCACAGGUGACGUGAUCCCAGCUGUGGCUGCCCCACGGGCGAUGUCCCCCUGCUCAUCCUGACCUCGGUGACCUUGGCCACACCCCACAGGCUGUCCCCUGCUCCUGGUGAUCCCAGCCCACGUCCACGUCCCCCUGGUGCUCCCACCGAUCUCCACGGUUUGUCCUGGUCCUGGUUUGCACUUUAGUGGUGAAAUGUCCUGUUGGGACUCACCUCGGUUCUGUUCGUGUGGCCGGGGGGUGCCGGGGGGGCAGCGGUGCCACCACCCUCCCCUUGUCCCUCUGCUUUUCCCUUCGGAACUUCUGGAGCUGGAGGGACCCUCAGUGGUGGGGUGGGACAGGCGAGGUCCCCCGUCCCAGGUGCUGCCACACAAGGGGACACCCCAAAAUGUGGACACCCCAAAUCAGGGACACCCCAAACUGGCAGCACCCACCUGGGCCUGGCUCCCUGCUGGCAGCGUGGGGGGCUCUGGGGACCCCUCGGGCCCGGGGGAACUGGGGGGGCCGUGGCUGUGGGGCAGAGGGACCAGUCUCAUAUGAAGCCCCCCAGCACGGGGGCAGAGCCCACAGGAUUUCAGCCCCUCCCGCUGCCGGGGCAGCCCCCCAGGGACCCUCUGGCCACCGUUCUGGUGCUCCCAGUGCUUCAUGUCACGGCCUGGGAGCCCCCCGAGUGGGUGACACGUAUUUAACAAGGGCUGGGGACCCCAGACCCCCUCCCCAUCUUCUAGCCCAAACCCUGGACCAAAUGAGGGACACUGCAGCUUCUCUCACUCUUUUUUUUUCCCUCUUUUUUUCUGCUUUUUCUCUUAUUAUUGUUAUUAUUUUUGCUUUGGGAAAGCUCCUCCAUCGCAGUGAAAUAACAAUCGUGGUAACAGAACUCGGCCGCUAAUUUACCGAUGUAUUUAAUGUAAGUAAAACCAAACCGAACAACAAAAACAGAAGGAAAACAAAAAUAAA
Pipra filicauda (Wire-tailed manakin) is the source of this 2911-nucleotide messenger RNA. It is a transcript of the gene RAB5B, whose product is annotated as RAB5B, member RAS oncogene family. The transcript is spliced from 6 exons. Lineage: Eukaryota; Metazoa; Chordata; Aves; Passeriformes; Pipridae. The record is from RefSeq and is a predicted model, not a curated record. Gene Ontology annotation, molecular function: GTPase activity; GTP binding. The coding region runs from base 144 to 791 and encodes 215 amino acids.